Molecule: messenger RNA, 3201 nt
Organism: Heterostelium album PN500
Lineage: Eukaryota; Evosea; Eumycetozoa; Acytosteliales; Acytosteliaceae
Exons: 7
Coding region: 1-3201 (1066 amino acids)
Biological process (GO): DNA repair
Molecular function (GO): DNA polymerase binding
Source: RefSeq, a predicted model, not a curated record
AUGAAUAUAUUGGAUGAUGAUUUCGAUGAAAAGUUAAUUAGAGCAUGUAGAUCAUCAGCAUAUCAACCAUCAUUCUCACAGUUAUUGGCGGUGCCCGCUCAACAUCAGACACUUUCACAGAGUACAUUAUCACAGUUGACCUCUGUCAAUAAUAUAAAUAGUAAUAAUAAUCAUAAUAGUAAUGAACAACUAGAUGAUCUACUUAAAGAUGUUGAUCAAAGUGCAAUAGAUGAUUUCUUAAUGAAAAGAAUUGAAUUAUCAAAACCGAUAUUCGAUUACUUGAAAUCAAUAUUAAAAGCAUAUCAACAACAUCAACAAAUUAUAUUACAACAACAAAAUCAGGACAAUGAAGACAAUGACGAUGAUCAACCUUCGAAUAGUUCGUCAUCUUUGAAAUUCACAAGAGCCAACAUUAUAUGUAACUUUUUACAAGUCAUCAUUGAAUCUAAUCAUUCAAAUCAUAUCAAUGAAAAAGAUUUAAUACAAUGUAUAGAUCUUAUACUUUCAGAGUGUGACUCUUUAGAAGUAAGAGAAUUACAAGAUAUUAUUAGUUUAAUAACAAAGCAUGUUGAAACUAAUACAAAGUCACCAAUCUAUCUAUUGUUGGCGAAAUGUAUGAUGCUACGUGGUCAGUUAAAGUCAAACGAUUCUUCAAACAAUGAAGAACAUAUGGAGUAUCAAACGAAUACAAUAACAAGUAUAGUUUCUUCCAACUGGCCAAAACAAACAUUUAUUACAAUCAUUGAAUCACUCAAUGAUCUUCCACUCUCAAAGAAACAUUUAGAAGAUAUUAUAAACAAAAUUAAAGAUGAUUUACCAUCAAUUGGAUAUCCAGAUUUACCAAGUGUUUCACAUCAAUUAUUAUUAUUAUCAUCACAAGGUUUGAAGGGAAUGAUUCUCAAAGUGAUAUGCGAUCAUUUCGUACAGGAAGAGACAACCAAGAAUCCAGGCAAUGAACAGCUUAUGAUGAUAGAAUCAACUGUUAUUUUACAGAUCAGCUUUGCUAUUAAACAGGAUAUGGAUAUUGGAAAAGAAUUCGAGGUAUCAGAAGACUCGGUACGGAAAUAUUGUUCCAGCUGUUCACUAUACAUGAGAAUAGUAACACGUACCACCAGUCGACAAGCUGGCGAAAGUAGUCAACGAUCUCAAGCUGCACUAUCUUCCUCCUCGUCAUUGGCACCGGUUAACAAGCACUCUUUUGAAUUACUACGUGAUGUAUUCAACAAGUUUGCAAAGGAAAUGAUAUCAACAGAGUUUAGCGAAUAUAGGGAGAUAUCUUCCAAGUCUGAAACUUCGAAAACCUGUGCUGGAUUACUGAUGGGUGUUAUCGAGUCAUUGAUAGAGUAUGCAGUCACCAAAGUAUCGCUUACCAAUACCAAUGACAAGUUUGUAACGAUUCUCAAAUUGUUUGCUGUUUACACUCAUGCCAAGUCUGAAGUAAACAGCGAUGCAAACCAAACAAAGUCUGGUAAGGGUGGAAAGAAAGGAGGUGGUAGUAAAAAGAGAAAGAUUGACGAGGAUGAAGAUGAAUUCGAUCCAGAUGAAGAGAUGAAGGAUGUUGGAGCUAGUAAACCCAAAUCAAAGAGUGGAGCAAGUAAAGGAUCGAGUGCAAAUUCAAAGGAAUUGCUUAAAAGUACGCUGUCAUCGGAAUGUAUAAAGGAACUUUUCAACUUUAUGAAAUCGAUCGACACCUCUCAGAUGAAAUUACAAGAGCACGACAAAUACGACAGUUUCUCACAUUUCAUUUAUCAAUCAUGUUUGGAGUAUCUCACAAAGAUGUUUGUUGAAUCAAAGCAAUAUUUGGAUACCCACAUUGAGUCUGCAAAUCCAAGUGAGAACAUUGUCAAACAGAAUCUCAACUUUUGUCGUGCAGUUCUACCUCAUUUGAACCAUGGACUUAAUAAAGGUGGAUGGGAGGAACCAAAGUUAAACUCAAAGAUAAUACCUACUCAUACAUUAAUAUUAUCUUGUUUAGAUUUAAUUUUUAAAUUUAUUAAAGAUUUUGGAACUGAAAAGAAUUUGGGUACAUGUUUAACCAAUGAUCCAUUACCAAAACCAAAACAAAUAGAAGAUGCUAUCAAGAGUGAGAUCAAACGUUUAGAGGAUGUUUGUCAAGAUACAGCAAUUGCUCAUGCAUUCUGGGGUGAUGCCGAUAUCAUUAUUGCAAUCCUCUCAAAACUGUAUCCCUAUUUACCGGAACGUGAUAUUCCACAGCACCACCAGUUCAUUCAAAGUCUCUAUCAGAUUGAAAUGAAAGUAACUUCACCUACUUUUGCAGCAACUGUUGUCAGAACACUACUGGAACUCAGUAAUAUAGACAAUGACACUAUGAACAUUGUCAACGAUAUUGCAAAUCAUCUGAUACACAGUGAAGCUGAUCAAGAAGAAGAUAUCGAUGUCGAUGACGAUGAUAACCUGGAGCCAAGAAUAUUGAACAGGAAAACUCAUAUUCAGGUGGAAGCAGAGUUUUUCAAACAUAUCAAUAGUGAGAUUGACAAGUCGAGAGAUCUUAUCGUUCAACUCAAGAAGGAUUGGACACCCAAUCUCACAGAGAAUGCAGAGAUCAAGUUGAAUCGUAUGAGGAAUCGUAUCUAUGAUUCGCUGUGUCUCUCUUGUCAAGCUAUGGACAAACUGGCUAGAGAUGUCACUCCCUAUCAAUUCUCUCCUCAGAGCUCUGAUAAAUUGUUAAAGACACUCAAGAAGCUCUUCACCAUAUUGACAACAUUGAAAGACGGUUUGUCUCGAUCAGAAAAAGCUAGGAUUUACAGAGAAGCAAAGUUCUUACCACUUUUGGCAUUCACCUUGGAGAAAUACGAAGCAACCGUUAUUCGCUAUGAAAAGAAACUGAACAUCAAAGAAAGACUGGGUCAACACUUUAAGAAAGCUGAAAUCAGAGAUUUCAAAAUCGACAAGGAACAACUCAGACGUUUAGAAGAGAAUGCAGAAGACGAAGAGGAAAAACAGAAGCCAAAGAAGAAAAAGUCAGCUCCCAAACCAAAGGCAACAGUUGUAAAGAAGAAAACACAAACUAAAAAGAAACCCACGGCACCAAAAGGAAGAUUAACUUCAAAGAGAGGUGGUAGUAGAGGUGGUGCAACUAGAAGAAGAGGACGUAAUGAUGAAGAUGAAGAGGGAGAAGAUGAAGAUCAAUACAAUAAUGAUGAUGAUGAAGAUGAUGAUAACAAUAACUAUGAUGAUUAA